AUGAUAUCUCAAAAUAACUCUUAUACGUCAUCUUUAGACGUUCGAAAUUUGGUUCAAAGUAUUUACGAUUCGGAUAAGCAAUAUGUUAUGGAAUUGAAAUCAUUACAAUGCUUCCUUAAAUCAUCUCACAGACUGGCUUAUACAAUAUAUAACCUUAUUCAACUACACCAGCUCCCAGACUAUUUGAAGAACCCUCAAGCUCGUGGAAGAUGGGUAAUUCAAGCAGAUAAAUAUUACACGGAAUAUAUUGAUUUGUUUAAAUAUGAUCCCAAUCAGUUACCCGAAGUAAAUUUUCUUUUAAAGCGCCCUUUUGCUAGAAUCAGUUUAUUGGCUAACGCGUUCAAAAAAUUAACAUUAUUAGAGAAAAAUGUUCAAAAUGAACAUCGCAUUUUUGAGGAUGAGGUCUUGGAAGAAAAGCAUACUUUGUUUAAAGACUACAACAGACUGUGUGAACGAAUAUUUAGCAAAGCAGUACACUUGGCUCGUCAAAAGGUUGAAACUCAGUUAAAAAAUCUUGAUAUGAAUUUAUUUUUUUUUAAUAAAGUUCUUUCCUUUGAUUCAUUGCAACCUGUCUCUGCAAACUUUGACAAGGAUCUCAUUGUAACAAGAAGUAAUUUUACAUUCAGUUUGCAUCAUAAUUAUGGCGUGAAAUGGACACCAUGUGAAGUAGAAGCAUUGCUAUUGAAAUCAGCUUUUGAAAACGAACUUGACUCAUUAGUCCUCUGUUAUAAAGAAUACCCUGGUCGAGCAUUAAUAUUUCCUCCGUUUCGCAAAGACACGGUUCCUGAACUUCAACCUUUUGUGAUUAGCAAACCAGAUUCUAUUAAUCUAAGGUAUUCUGUUGCUGAAACAGGUGAAAGCGAAAAAGAUGUGACGGCAAGUGAUGACGAAAUUGACGACGCCAAUGAAAGCAAAUCAUCACAUAGUUUGGGAACAAUUGAAUACCAAGAGCCUAAAGAAGAAUUUUCGGGUGACUGUGACGAUUUAGAGGAUUCUGAAAACACUCUCCCAUCAGCAACAACCAAAACAAAUGUUUCAGUUGUUAAUAUUUCUAGUGACUCAAAUUCAAAUCCAGAAGAAAGUUUACCAAAUAGUGGAAAUCAAGCGUUAAUGCUUCGUUCAUCAAGAUCUGCUAGUGAUUCCACUCUCUACUCUUAUUUACCAUCUAUUUCACUUCCUGAGUCGCAAUCCCAAACAACGCUUCAACUUCCAAUGGAAGAUGAAGAAGUUAUUUUAAAAACUUUAAGUAUUGUAUCUAAAUGGCAAGAUUCUAAAUGGCAAAGAUUUUCUGCUUCCCACAUGUUGAUUAAAGUCUCUGUCAAGAAAUCCAAUAGUAUAGGUUUUGUUGAAUGUUCUUUGGGUGCCUUAAAUUUUAAAUUUGCUAUUACUAAGAACACAUCAAUUAGGCGUGGGACAGCAGUUGAUGUGGAAAUUGGAUCAGUAAAUUGUGAACCAAAGUGUGAAGCCCUUUCUAGGCCAUCAACAUUAAUGUUUAGAUUUUACAAUUCUUUUGAGGCGGAAGAAUUUGCACUUAACACUGAUGCAUCUCGAAGGGACAUUACCUCAAAAGUAUUAGCAGCAUCUAAUGACUUAAAAAGUAAUGGUAUCUUCAUUAACAGAUCAUUAAACAGCAGUACUUCGACUUUAGAUAAAUACAUUUCAGGGGCACCUUCGGUUAUUACUUUUACUUCGACCUUUGUACCACCAAAACUUUCAAAGCAAGCCUAG
Molecule: messenger RNA, 1728 nt
Organism: Magnusiomyces paraingens
Lineage: Eukaryota; Fungi; Ascomycota; Dipodascomycetes; Dipodascales; Dipodascaceae
Exons: 5
Coding region: 1-1728 (575 amino acids)
Source: RefSeq, a predicted model, not a curated record